Molecule: messenger RNA, 1016 nt
Organism: Fusarium odoratissimum NRRL 54006
Lineage: Eukaryota; Fungi; Ascomycota; Sordariomycetes; Hypocreales; Nectriaceae
Exons: 1
Coding region: 1-969 (322 amino acids)
Biological process (GO): acyl-CoA metabolic process; fatty acid catabolic process
Cellular component (GO): peroxisomal matrix
Molecular function (GO): fatty acyl-CoA hydrolase activity
Source: RefSeq, a predicted model, not a curated record
AUGGCCCCAACAUUAGCGGAGCAAGUGGCAGUAGACCAAGUCUCCCCCGGAGAAUAUGUCUCCCGACUCAAUCCCAUCAGAAUGGGCAACGCCAUGCCCAUAGCCUACGGCGGCUGCACAGCCAGCAUCGCUGUCAACGCAGCAUGCCACACAGCACCACCCUCAAUGUCACUGUACUCUGUCCUCGGGCACUUCCACGGCCCAGCAUCAACGGAUAAGAAACUGCACUGCAGUGUAACCAACAUUCGAGAUACGAGAUCUUUCGCUACACGAAGGGUUCAGGUUAAGCAACAGCAGCCCAAUGGGAAAUUCCGUGUCUGUAUGGAAGUCCUCGCGGAUUUUCAUAUUAUUGAACAGUCGGAUUGGGAGUACUCUGAGGCGACGUGCUCAAAGUGGCCGAGGGCGGAAGAUUGUCCGAAUUUGGAGGAGUUGGUAAAGGGCUUGUUGGAGAAGGGCAGUAUCACUGAGAAGCAGGGCAAGGAAUUCGCAAAAUCCUUCGCAGCGAAUGCAGAUUUCUUUGAGACGCGCUACUGCACCGCCGGCGUAUCCUCCCAGAACCUCUCCGGCGCAGCACGACACACCAAAACAACCCAAGACCACCUUUCCAUCACGGAAAAAGUAUCCGCCGAGUGGCAGCGCGCCCUCCACGAUCUCCCAACACCAACCGCCAACAUGAGCGCGCUAGCAUUCCUCAUGGACGGCGGUCUUUCAUUCUUGCCCUUGAGCCAUAACCAUAUGUGGUUUGACGACACUGCUGCUUGUUCAACGCUGGACUUUGCGUUGAGGAUUUUUGUGCCGGACGUCAAGAUGGGGGAGUGGCAUGUUAGAGAGAGGAAGACGAGUAGGGGAGGGGGGAAUAGAACAUAUUCCGAGGGGAAGUUGUGGGAUGCGCAUGGGAAUUUAAUCGCGAGUAAUACGCAGCAGUCUAUUAUGAGGUUGAGAGAGGGCGUUGUUGUGCCUAAGCUAUAGAGUGUAUGACUAGGUAGUGUAUAAGAAGAUAUUAAUAGAGUAAUGUG